ACUGCACGAGAAGAAGAACUCACGGAAGCACAUGGUAACCAGGGUAGAAGUGUGUUCAUCUCACACAACUCAUCUGAAUAUUUACAGUUUUCUUUUGGUUCAGUCUUCUAACAUUGGCACCGGAGGUUAAACGUGUUGUUUAGUUAUUAUUUUAACGUUUGUUUGCUGACGUGCAGCAGCGAAGUCUUAAUUCACUUCCAUCAUGGUUCGACAAAAAAGAGUUAAACAACCACGGAGACCGAAGAAGACAGAGCAAUAUGAUGAAGAUGAUCCUGAAGCCUACAAGAACAUGCCUGUCCCUGAUAAGAAAUCAUCACAGUACACCAAGGACAAAAUCGAUCAGUUUCACGACGAGAAGAUUGCAAAUCUUCUCGCCCGUGGCGUUCAAAUGGAAAGCGAUGUGGAGGAAAUGGACGAUGAGGAGGAAGUGAUGCCUCUGGACGAUUCUGAGUCUGAGGAAGAGGAGGAGCUGGAGGAGGAAGAGAAUGAGGACAUGGAGAGCGAUUUAGAGGAGAAAAAAGAUGAAGACCUUCCUAAUGAACUGGCGUGGGGCAAGAAGAAGAAGAUGUUCUACGACUCUGAUUACGUGACCACCAAAGGGAAAUCACAAGAAGAGUUGGAGGCUGAGGAACAAGAGGAAGAAGAGGAGGCGAAAAACAUCCAGAAACGUUUGGCUGCAAAUCUGAGCGAGGAGGAUUACGAUCUAAACUUUUUUCAGGAGUUUGCAGUAGAGGAGAAGGAUGAAAAGAAGACCAUAGAAAAAGAGGAGAGGAUUGUGAAAGACCUAAAGCAGAUGUCUCAGAAGGAAAAAAUGAAGCUUCUGAAGAAGGAAUCACCAGAGCUGCUUGAACUUAUUCAGGACUUCAAGACAAAGCUGACUGAACUGAAGGAUGAGCUGCAGCCCCUCAUGCAGAUGGUGAAGGAUGGAAAGAUCCCACCAGGAAAGGGUGCUGGCUACCUCAAGACAAAACAGCAGCUUUAUCUGAAUUACUGCACAAACAUCAGCUUUUACCUGGUGCUGAAAGCAAAACGAAUUCCUGCUCAUAACCACCCUGUGAUCGAAAGGCUGCUCACCUACAGAAAUCUCAUCAAUGAACUGGGAGCAGUGGAUGCUCGGCUUGCACCACAGUUUCGCAAACUGCUGGCUGGUGAGGAGAAAGAUAAGGCACCUGGGAGGCCAGCAGAGAGCAAGAAGACCAGAGUCUCCAGUAAGAAGGAAAAGGACUCUGGAGAAACUCUGCCUGAGGUCGAGGAGGACUCGGACUCCGACCUGGACGAGGAAGCCGCUUUGCGUUUCUACAAAGACAUGGAGGAGCGAGUGAAACUGAAGAGAAAGAGCGACGACGCAGGAGCUGAAGAGUUGGCGGAGAAUGACAGUGAGGAGGAGGAGCUGGAUCCAGAUGCUAAGAGAGGAAUCACUUACCAGAUGGCCAAGAACAAGGGGCUGACACCAAAGAGGAAGAAAAUUGACCGUAAUCCCAGAGUCAAGCACAGAGAGAAGUUCAGACGGGCCAAAAUCCGCAGAAAGGGACAGGUCCGGGAUGUUCGUCGGGAGGAGACGAGAUACAGCGGAGAGAUGUCUGGUAUUCGUGCUGGUGUCAAGAAGAGCAUCAAACUUAAGUAACCAAGACAGAGUCCAAAAUAUAAAGCCAGGUGUAGCUAUGGGAUGGAAAAAAUACAGAUGGACUGUACUUGUAAAUGUUUAUUAUAGGUGACAUAUCACAGAACUGUUCAACCAGUAGUCAUUGUUGUAGAAAAGACAUAAAAAUGUCCUGGGGUCCUGCACAGUGAAUAAACAUUUUAUAAACUGUCGAUAA
Messenger RNA from Lates calcarifer (barramundi perch), 1817 nucleotides. RefSeq names its product UTP3 small subunit processome component (gene utp3). Gene Ontology annotation, biological process: maturation of SSU-rRNA from tricistronic rRNA transcript (SSU-rRNA, 5.8S rRNA, LSU-rRNA). Gene Ontology annotation, cellular component: nucleolus; small-subunit processome. Lineage: Eukaryota; Metazoa; Chordata; Actinopteri; Centropomidae. The record is from RefSeq and is a predicted model, not a curated record.